This is a messenger RNA of Camelus dromedarius (Arabian camel), 8180 nucleotides long. It is a transcript of the gene PPM1A, whose product is annotated as protein phosphatase, Mg2+/Mn2+ dependent 1A. The transcript has 6 exons. The record is from RefSeq and is a predicted model, not a curated record. Lineage: Eukaryota; Metazoa; Chordata; Mammalia; Artiodactyla; Camelidae. Gene Ontology annotation, cellular component: cytosol; nucleus. Bases 383 to 1531 code for a protein of 382 amino acids. Gene Ontology annotation, molecular function: magnesium ion binding; manganese ion binding; protein serine/threonine phosphatase activity. Gene Ontology annotation, biological process: negative regulation of canonical NF-kappaB signal transduction; peptidyl-threonine dephosphorylation; positive regulation of canonical Wnt signaling pathway.
CGCGCCAGCCUGGCCCUCAGCUUCGGGUGCUCAGGCGGCUGCAGCUCAGGAACCGGUGGUUGGGGAGGGGGGGUGGGGGGCGUCAGGCAGGUGGGGCGCGAAAGAGAUGAAUCUUCGGCUCUUCCUCCUCCUCCUCCGGGACCCGCUCUCCGCCUCCCGCUCCAACGCCCGGAUGAUCUGAGCUGCGAGAGCGCCGAGAGCCGGGGGCCCGGACGCAGCCCGGCUCCUCCCCUCCUCCGCCCCCUACCCGGCCAGUCCUGGCCGGCGGCCGCCGCGGUGACCCCCUUCCCGCCCCCUCCCGGGCCGCCGCCGCCGCCGCCGCCUCGGCUGAUCAGGGACCUGUCCGUCCGCGGCUGCUCCGGACCUAGAGGAUCAAGACAUAAUGGGAGCAUUUUUAGACAAACCAAAGAUGGAAAAACAUAACGCCCAAGGGCAGGGCAAUGGGCUGCGAUACGGGCUAAGCAGCAUGCAAGGCUGGCGAGUUGAGAUGGAGGACGCACAUACAGCUGUGAUUGGCUUGCCAAGUGGACUUGAAACAUGGUCGUUCUUCGCCGUGUAUGAUGGGCACGCUGGUUCUCAGGUUGCCAAAUACUGCUGUGAGCAUUUGUUAGAUCACAUCACCAAUAACCAGGAUUUUAAAGGGUCUGCAGGAGCACCUUCUGUGGAAAAUGUAAAGAAUGGAAUCAGAACAGGUUUUCUGGAGAUUGAUGAACACAUGAGAGUGAUGUCAGAGAAGAAACACGGUGCUGACAGAAGUGGGUCAACAGCUGUGGGUGUCUUAAUUUCUCCUCAACAUACUUAUUUCAUUAACUGUGGAGACUCGAGAGGUUUACUUUGUAGGAACAGGAAGGUUCACUUCUUCACACAAGAUCACAAACCAAGUAAUCCUCUGGAAAAAGAACGAAUUCAGAAUGCAGGUGGUUCUGUAAUGAUUCAGCGUGUGAAUGGCUCUCUGGCUGUAUCAAGGGCCCUUGGGGACUUUGAUUACAAAUGUGUCCAUGGAAAAGGUCCUACAGAGCAGCUUGUCUCACCAGAGCCUGAAGUCCAUGAUAUUGAAAGAUCUGAAGAAGAUGACCAGUUCAUUAUCCUUGCAUGUGAUGGUAUUUGGGAUGUUAUGGGAAAUGAAGAGCUCUGUGAUUUUGUAAGAUCCAGACUUGAAGUCACUGAUGACCUUGAGAAAGUUUGCAAUGAAGUAGUCGACACCUGUUUGUAUAAGGGAAGUCGAGACAACAUGAGUGUGAUAUUGAUCUGUUUUCCAAAUGCACCCAAAGUAUCUCCAGAAGCAGUGAAGAAGGAGGCAGAGUUGGACAAGUACCUGGAAAGCAGAGUAGAAGAAAUCAUAAAGAAGCAGGGGGAAGGCGUCCCUGACUUAGUCCAUGUGAUGCGCACAUUAGCGAGUGAGAACAUCCCCAGCCUCCCACCAGGGGGUGAACUGGCAAGCAAGCGGAAUGUAAUUGAAGCCGUUUACAAUAGACUGAAUCCUUACAAAAACGAUGACACAGACUCUACAUCAACUGAUGAUAUGUGGUAAAACUGCUCAUCUAGCCAUGGAGUUUACCUUCGCCUCCAAAGGAGAGUACAGCUCAACUUCAUUGAACCUUUUAAACAUCCAUCCUCCACGUUAAAGAAAGGCAUAUAUGACAUGGGUGAGAGUGAUUACACCAGAGAACUUCAGCAGUACAACAGCUAGCCCAGAACUGAUUUUUUUUUUUUUUGUAAAUUUGAGACUUACGUAAACGUGAUUUCAAACCAUAAUUCAUGUUGUAAAUCAGACUCCAGCAAUUUUUGUUGUAUGAUUUUGUUUUUUGUAAAGUAUAAUUGUCCUUGUACAAAAUGCUCAUAUUUAAUUAUGAACUGCUUUAAAUCACUAUCAAAGUUACAAGAAAUGUUUGGCUUGUUGUGUGAUGCAACAGAUAUAUAGCCCUUUCAAGUCAUGUUGUGUUUGGACUUGGGGUUGGGACAGGGAGAGCAGCAGCCAUGUCAGCUACAUGCUCAACUGUGCAUGUGAUUAUGGAGAACUAUUCCAAACUCUUACAAAGCUGAACAUCCAGGGAGUUAAUUGAAAACUAUCUUAGUUUUAUUGGCAGUGGGAUUGGCAUUGUUGAUAAAGCUGGUCCCUUCAUUUAACUGUCUUUUAGGUUGUUCUCUCUUUGUUGCCAUGAGUAUUGCAGGUAAUACAAUAUAUUCAUAAGAAUAUCAAUCUUGGGGCUAAAAUGCCUUGAUUCUUUGCACCUCUUUUACAAGUCCUUACAUUUAAUUACCAAUUGAUAAGCAGCAGCUUCCUACAGAUAGUAGGAGACUGCCACAUUUUUGCUAUCAUGAUUGGCUGGGCCUGCUGCUGUUCCUAGUAAGAUAUUCUGAAUUCCAUUUUAUCAAUAAAGCUUGAUUUAACAAACAAGAAAUUUAAUCAUGUAUGUGUAAUUCCUCCUUUACCCUGCCCUUUUAAAACACCAUGCCACUGUAAAUGAGAAGUUUCUCAUGGGGAAAGAUGUUAGUCUCUUAAUUGGAAAAUACUGUUACUUAAGGCAUAGAUAGAACUGUUUCCCUUCCAUUAGAAAGACUGAGUUAUGUCUCUGUGGUUCCCUAAUUUGUUUUUAAAUGGGUUUCUUUCUGGCUGCUUAUUUUUUCAUUAAGAUGUGUAUCAGCUUGAGUUUGCCUACUGUUUAAUUAAAGUAAUUGUCAAAUCUUGACAGUCUAACACUCGAUGGUAGGGGUGUGUGUCGUGUGUGUAUGUGUGUGUGUGUGUGUGUGUGUGUGUGUGUGUGUUUGCCUGUGAUUUAUAAUUGGCCCAUGUCUUUAGAAUCCAAGUAGUUAAGAUGUAUUUGUGAUUUGAAAUAUAGCAUGUUGAAUAUAUUUAGCUGUUGGCCUUUAAAAAUAACUUUCAGAAGCUUAAAGAAUUGUAGAUAUAAAAAAACCUAAUUUAAUUUAGGUUUCAAUUCCUCUGAUUAAGCAUGUGAAAGUAAGUUUUAAAUCCUGUCACAUUGAAAAGACUACUGUUCUGUGCCCUUCUGUAUUUUUGUCUUUUUAGGUUGAAUGUUGUAUUUAUCACCAUGUUAUUUAAUCAUUCAGUAGGCAGAUUCUCCACUAGAAAACUAUUAAAAUGUAAGAUUUAAAUACAACACUGAAUACAAAAUCAAAACUUUGUGUAUAAAAGGUAGUAUAAUUUUGUUAUAUUCGUUUUUUCCCUAACUUGGAAAUACACGUAUUUGUAUAUAUAGCCUUAAAACUAAUGUAAAGUUAGGGGAGUAGUGGGAAGAGUAAUGUGAAACAUGUUUCAGAUUUAGGUAGUUACAUAAAGCAGCAAAAUCUUUUCAUUAUCCCUCUUAUUUGUGAGGUGAUUAAAUGUAACUUAAUUGUAUUUAAUUUAUAUCUUAAUCCAGCAUGAAGAAAAAAAGUACUAUUUAUAUUUAGAAAUUCAUAACAGUUGGAAUUAUAGAACCAAUUCCGUACUUAACUUACAAUAAAUGCUUAAUGUCUAAAUCUGUGGUAGAGUGCGAAGUAUGGUAAUGUUCUAAGUUAUGACUUUGCAAGCAUCUAAAUUUAUUGAAUACAUACAUUUAAUGAAUAACAGUGCUUCUAGUAUAGACUGAUUACUAGACAUACUAGUACUGAAAACUAAAUUCCUAUUACAGUUCCUUAAUUGUUUAAGUAGACUGAGGUUUUUAGUUCUGGAAAUUUCAAAAGCUUGAAUUGGAUUUUAAGAUGCAAAAUCUUAAUAGUAAGUAAAAUAUGUGUUGGAAAGCUAUAUUUCAAACCAUAAUAGCAUAUUUAGAGACUUUUUAAAAUUUGAAAGUCUUUAUAAAGAGGUUAAAAUAUUCCUGUUAAAAUUAAUCAGUACAGAAGUUAGUCUUGAAAGUGAGAGAAAACUAUAUUAAGUGUGAUCUAAGAAGACUAAAUCUUUUCCACAUGAGUCAAUAUUGCCAUACUAGGUAGAAUUUUUCAUUACAAAAACACAGGGAGGAAGUACACAUUAUAACGGCAGUCUGUGUGUAUUCUUGAUUCCUGGGGCUAAUGGUGGUGGUGGGGAACCAGCCACACAUUUAAAAGGCACUUUUAGCACCACUGUUGUGCACUUCAUUUUUGUACCACUUAAAUUCUUGACCUCCCACCCUCUUUUGUGUGCUGAUUAGCAUCUCAGGGCAAUGCCUCAAAAUUUUUUGAUGUGUUGUAUUUUCUUUGGAGGGAUAAAGUUCUUUUGUGAUGAUAAUAUACUACUAAAAUGUACUUCCAUUUAAAUAUUUUAACAGGAUGAACCCACUUUGCUGCUUUUAAUAGGAAAUUCAUUUUGUAUAGCAGAUUCUUGUUGUCCUAACAUUAAAAUUUUCACUGAUCUCUUAUUCUUUUAGCAAGGUAAGCUCUCUUAAUUUCCACUUUGUUAGGGAAUAUACUUUUACAGAUAACAGAAGCAGUUCUUAAUAUUAGCAUUAACUUUUAAAAAUCCAAACAGUAUUUUUCUUAUUCAGCUUUAGAACUGUUUCAAACUUAUUUUUAAUUAUGAUGCAUUAACUUGCUUCUAGAGUUCUAUGCAAUUAGUGUACUACUCCAGCCACUUAAUUUUUUUUACUACAUAAUAUUAAGAAAUCUGGAUUAAAGAAUAAAUCAACUAUGUACUUCAAAUAAUCUGAAUUAAUAGCAGUACUUUUGGUGAUUUAUUUGACCAGUCCAGCUAGUAACUCACCUUUUCUACAAUAUAUAUUGCAUUAUCUACAAAACACUGUUCUAGGGUAAGCACCUUGGAACUAUAAAGAAAUGAAUAGGUCCUUGUCUCAAGGAGUUUACAUAUGAAUAGAAUUUAUAAUCUAACGUAUGUUAAUGUUAUAACUGGAUCACUCAUCCAAAAAAAUAGCUGUUGCCCACCUACUGUCUGCCAGAUACUUUCCGGAACAAGGCAGGUCUCUGCCAUAAAAAGCUCAUUUGCAGUUCCUUUGUUCACUUGAAAACUCUUUUUUUCUGUUUAUUUUCUUCUCAAAGUUAAAAAUCUCAUUCAAAAGAAAAUUUUGCUUAGCAUAGUAAUCAAAUUAGACUAAAUAGGCUCACACGUCUAUUCAGUAUGCUUGACUGCCUUGCACGGCUGGCCUUUACUCUUCCUGCUGACAGCAGCACGUCAGAGAAACAGGUAAUGGAUUUCUUAGAAUUCUCCAAUCUCGGAAAUGCUGUUGGAGUUUGAGUUAAGGCAUUUAAAAUAUAUGUGUAUAUAUAUAUAUAUAUAUAAGGCAUAUUAAAAUAUAUAUAUACACACACACACACACACACAUAUAUUUAUCUUAAGUAAAACUGUAUUUUCUUGAAAACACAUUGCCAGUGUUAGUGUCCAAUUUUAGUCAUGUGAUUACUGUGUUUUAACGUUUUAAAAAUAAUUUUACUGCCCAUCUUUACUGGACAAAUUCUUUGGAAAUUCAUUUUGUGAAAGAACUGAUGAAACACAUUACAGAUUUUCUUCGUUCUAUUUUAAUUUUGAAUUUCAUGGUGUGUGCUUUUAAUUCAUGAAGUUUAAAUGAAAGGUUUAAGCCCUUAAUGUUUUGAUUAUUUGUACAGUACUGUGUUAGGAUUUGGUAUUAGAAAAUAUGUAAAUAUUUUAGUAUAUAAAUGUUUUUCAUUUGAGGUUUUUCUUUGAAGGGACCUUUAAGAGCUUCACAUACUUUUGCUUGCGAAUACUGCCGGUGAGAUGACCAUUUUUUAAUUAAGUGAUCUAGUCUUCUAAUGAGUUUUUCUUUUAGGCAUUAGGUAUACUUCUUCAUAGUUUAAAAUUUUAGAAGCCUAAUUUUGCUGAAUUUCCUUCUGUAAUGUGCCAUGAGUUUGGGGUUGUAUCUGUUUUAAAUUUUACGUACAAUACUUCAGAAUAUGCUUGAAAUAUUUAAGGAUACAUUUUCUAAAUGUUAUGAAUAUAUAAUUCUCUUCUGUUGGUCAGAAUAGUCUCUUAUUACUGAUAGAACGCUACACAAGGAUGAUGAGAGGCAUUUGAUUCCACUUUUGUUCACUUUAACACAGAUUUUUUUCUUUUUUACCUCUUUUAUAUAUUAAGUUAGUGGCCUCUGCUCUCAUGUUUUCCUAAUUAUAUUACCAGCAGGUAGGAGUGCACCAGUUAGAAACACUCGGAUAUAUUAAAAUUGAAAAUGUAGUUGACAACAAACUUUUAUUAGAUGGGGGAAAGGGUUGUUUAAAUUGAUAUAACAACAAAGUGGCAUUUUUUCCCCCUCAUCUUGCAGAAAAUGUUGCUUCAUUUUCUCUACUAACUACCCUCUUGGCUUCUCUUUUCUUUUUUCAAACCAAAACAGGUCAAUUCCAUUUUUUUGAGUUUUCAAGAAAGCUUAGUGCAUUACCUCACCAAAGCCAAUUAGUACUAUGUAAAGCUGGGCCAAAAAUAAGAAAACUUGGGAGAUGGAGGGGUGGGAAGAUGCCAGUGAGGAGGACAGAGGAAGAUUACUUUUAAUUAUUUAAAAGCAUAGGAAGUCUUCCAUGGGCCUAGGCGUAUAUGAUUAAGAACUCUUGCAGCACAUAAACCAGCAAGAACCAAUCUUCGCUUCUGCAGAUAAUUUUGAUGAUUUUUUUCCCAGCUAGGCAGAUAAUGAUAGAAAUGACUGCUUCUCCAAAUAGGAACAACUGAGAAAAAUAAAUGCAAUGUUUCUUCACCACAAAACCCAACCCUUCAAUUCUCAUUGUUCCAAAACCCAGUUUUCUAUAAUAGUUUUCUCAUUGAAUUAAAUGCUUAGAAAAAUUGUUAAGAAUUUCCUUUUACAUAGUGUUUUACAUAGUGCUCCUGAUCGAUCCAGUGAGGGACAUUUAGUAACAUUUGCAUUUGUAUGGUACUAUCUGCAGUUAGAUUUGUGUAAGAGACUGAGUAGCUGCAGAACAAAAUUACUAGUCAUCUUAGGUGGAAUGAAUGGCACAAAUUCAUUACAGCAGUGCUUCUUAACCUUUUAGGGUUAUAGGCCCUUUGAGACCAAAUGAUCUUAGAAACUUUGUUACCCAGGAAGAUGCAUAUAAUGUAGAUAACUCCCUAAAGUUCACAGUAUUGUAGUGGUUCCUGGGCCCGUGGUUAAGAUCACAUGCUACAGUAUAAUAGGGCAUCAGCCUUUUCUCCCUGCAAAGCCCAUAAAAAAUACAUUGAGGACAUCAAAAUAAUGAAUCUGUUUUAAGGAACUGUUUCGCUCUUUAAAAGACAGGGAGGUAGGUGGGGGCCUCAGUGAGAAUCUGGUAUUAAAAUAUCCUUUUUAAAAUUGGUAACUUGUUGGAGAAAGAGAGUGAUUAGUAUUUGGACUAGUUUUGGAUAAUGAUAUUUCUAAGUUUGCCACUUUGAAUCUCAGCAGAAAAGAGGUAAAAUGGAAAUGUUUAUGGAACAUUUCUGACCAGCACAGUGUAGAUUUAAUAUAUACAAACAACACAUUUAACUGUCAGCUCUCACUCAGGUUUUAAAGAUUUUGAGGUUCCUGGUGUUAGAGUUCAUUAAAUGUUUAGUUCACUUCAACUUCUGAGAAAUUAGAUAUUACUGACACAAAAUGUUAAAAUAGGAUCUAACAUACAGCCACCAAUAUACAGGAUUAAUAAGGUUUCUCUUAAACAUACCUACCAUGAAAAAAUUGAUUAUUUUACUGCAUUUGUUGUCAAAAUUGAGAUGUUUGGUUCCAGGUUAUUUAAUUCCAAUUUGUGGGAAUUUUGAAACAGACUGUCUUACCUGGUUAGCCCUUAACUAAUCUGCAGAAAAAAUAUCUUAUUUAUAGUAAUAUGCCCCAACACUGGUUGGUUUCACUCUUGAAUUGAUUUAUUUCAUUUAAUUUGUAUAAAUGUUAUGAGUGUAGAAACCAUGUACAUGUUAAAAGCAUGUUGCAGUAUAUUUGGAUUCAUUUUUUUAAAUCCAUACAUGUAAAACUAAUACAAUUGCAGAAAUAUUCCUCCUAAACACAGUAUAACAAAACACAGUAACUCACCCACUGUUGGCAAUUUAUGUGAUCCAGACUUUUAAAGAAAUUCCAAAAAUGUAUAUGUUGUAUAAUGUACCAUUUCCUGGUCCAAAGAAAAUAUGUGAAUUCAGUUCUAACUUUAAAGAAUGUACUUUUUGUUUUCACGUCCAUUGAAGAAACUGCAUUCAGCCUGUAGAAUGGUUGUAGAUUGUAUGAGAUGACAAGUAGAACUAAUUCUAGCUUGCAAAACUGGUGCCACUAAAUAAACAGGCAAUUGCAUAA